AUGACGCAUAGCUUCUUUCGCACUCCAGGAGGAGGCCAUGAGCACCGAAUUCCGCCCAUCGUCCCAACAGAAAACCAGAAUACCAAGAAAAAAGAUGGAAAGGAGAACAAUAGACCACACUGGGCCCCCGAUACGGAUAAAAUUCUUCCCAAUACGAGCUUCGACUUCUGUACUGCUUUCUUUGACGUUCAGUCUACAGACUCAACGCAGACUCUGGCGGAGAAAUAUGGAGAAGUCAGAGAAUACCUAGGAGGUGGCGGUUGGGGAGAGGUACGGCUUGCUCACAAAUCGAUUAACGAAGACAUAUCUGCUACGAAGCCUUCUCACCAUUCCAAUACCCUUCCUUCAGAUCCUAAGCUCUUACGAGCUGCUCGUAAUCCUGGCAAAGAGAGUAUCGCGGCGGCGAAUACUUCUUGGGGCUCGGCAUACAAGGCUUUGACCAAAGCUCUCCAAGUUUUCGGUCGUGAAGUGAAGUCUGAUACGGCUGUCAUGGACAAGACGCGCCAGCAACACAAAUCUUCCGCCAAAGCUGCCGAAACCCUACGUUUGAAUCUCAAAGCGAAAUCAGAAACGCUUGUCGCAAUCAAGAUAUUCCGACCUACCGUGCCGCUCUCCAAAAUGAGUGAGGGGUUCCAAGUAAAGCAUCACUUGUACCGACCAGAUCAGGAGUACCUCGACAUGGCUCGACUCAACAAGUUUGAGAAGAAAAUGAGCAAAGAGUACUUUUGGAGUUGGGACUUGGAUCACCCAAAUGUCGUAAAGGCCUUAGACUUGAUGCGCGAUGAUAAAGGUCGCCUGUGUAUAGCGCUAGAGCUCUGUGGAGCCGGCUGCUUCUUGGACUCUGCCCGUAUGGGAGACAUCGACAGGCAGCCCCUCGAGAGAGAAGAAGCGGAUUGUUUCUUUAUGCAGUUCAUGCGUGGCUUGAGCUACUUGCACAGUCGUAAUAUCACUCAUUACGAUUUGAAGCUGAAUAAUCUCAUAUUAACGGUAAAUGGAUGUGUCAAGAUUGCCGACUUCGGACACUGCCUGAACUGGGCAACGAUGAUGAGGCUUCCUCGCGGACAUCGAAUAAGACCUGAAAGUCCACAAAUGCUACCCCCGCAGUGUUUUAACGACAGAAGAGAGCUGUUCGAUCCACGAACUUUGGAUAUUUGGGCAGCUGGGAUGAUCUAUAUCUUGUAG
Molecule: messenger RNA, 1182 nt
Organism: Cadophora gregata
Lineage: Eukaryota; Fungi; Ascomycota; Leotiomycetes; Helotiales; Ploettnerulaceae
Product: serine/threonine-protein kinase HAL4/sat4
Exons: 1
Coding region: 1-1182 (393 amino acids)
Biological process (GO): protein phosphorylation; intracellular signal transduction; intracellular monoatomic cation homeostasis
Molecular function (GO): protein serine/threonine kinase activity; ATP binding
Source: RefSeq, a predicted model, not a curated record